Molecule: messenger RNA, 349 nt
Organism: Caretta caretta (loggerhead turtle)
Lineage: Eukaryota; Metazoa; Chordata; Testudines; Cheloniidae
Source: the annotation of a RefSeq genome assembly
AUGAACGUAACAACAUCCAUCAUCACAAUAGCCUCCAUUCUCUCCAUAAUCCUAAUAAUAUUAAACUACCAAUUAACAUUAACAAAACCAGAUAACGAAAAAUUAUCCCCAUAUGAAUGUGGCUUUGACCCACUAGAAUCAGCCCGUCUACCAUUCUCAAUUCGAUUUUUCCUUAGUGCCAUCUUAUUCCUGCUAUUCGACUUAGAAAUUGCACUACUCCUACCACUACCAUGAGCCACCCAACUCCCAUCUCCAACCUCAACCCUUACCUGAACCAUUAUUAUUUUACUUCUCCUAACACUAGGCCUUAUUUAUGAAUGAAUCCAAGGAGGCUUAGAAUGAGCAGAAU